Molecule: messenger RNA, 3095 nt
Organism: Triticum aestivum (bread wheat)
Lineage: Eukaryota; Viridiplantae; Streptophyta; Magnoliopsida; Poales; Poaceae
Exons: 15
Coding region: 1-1377 (458 amino acids)
Source: RefSeq, a predicted model, not a curated record
AUGGAGGUUGAGCAGCCGCCGGGGUUGAGGCUGCACAUGAGGGGCUGCUGUAAUGGUAGCAUGCGAGAGAAUGUAGAGUUCCCUGCACCUCAUGUCAUGCUUCUCUGGCGCAGCUGGAAAAGCUUCGCUCAUGCCGACAGUUUGGAGGCAGGGUACGUCCUUCAGUUCGAGUUAAUGGACACCACCCUGCUCUCCAUCAAGCUACGCGGGAUCGUUUGCUUCGUGCAGCUGCUGGUGGUCCCUGCUCGCUUUUGGUCCCAUCUGUCGGUUGCCUCGUGUUUCUCUUGCGGUAACUGCUCCUGGGAAGUGGUCCCUGCUCGCUUUUGGUCCCAUCUGCUGGAGUUACAGCGCCUGCUAUUACUGCUCCUGACCGGGUCGUCCUUUCCUCGUCUGCUCUUCUCUGGCUCUUGCCUCGGCUCCCAGUUCACUUCUCCCCUGCCUGCGCCAUCCUUCUCUUCAUCGUCCGAUGCCCAUCGGCAGGUGACAAGGACGGGAAUCAGCGCCGUCGUGGUGCAGUGGAGCUGCUGGGAAGAAGCAGGACGGCGGCUGCACCCCGUGGGGUGCUGGUGGAGGGCGCACGCAGUCCAUGGGGUGCGCGCACGGCAAGUGCUGCCUGCCGCGGGGCGACGGCGGAGGGGGGCGGGAAGGCGGUGGCGUGCCUGGCGGCCGCGGCGGCUCCACCCUCGGCCGCGCCGUGGUGCCGGGCGCGGGCCUGGCGCUGUAGUACGCCACGCUGACGGUGGACGGCCACUACCCGGGCUCCCCAGGCCGGGCGUCACAGGAUGCGUACCUCGUGGCCACGCGCUUCGCGGGCGUCCCCGAUCUCCACCUCUUCGCGGUCUUCGACGGCCACGGGCCUGCGGAGCCGCCAGCUCCGGGUUCGCGUGGGACGGGCUCCCCCGCCUCCUCCUCCUCUUCGCGGCCGAGGAUGCCGCCUCCGGAGGGAGCCUCCUCGCGUCGGACCCCGCGGCGGUGUUCCGGGUGGCUAUGGUCGGGGUCAACGAGGAGAUGCACGCGGCGGCGGCCGUGGACGACUCCAUGAGCGGGGCCACCGCCGUCGCGGCGCUCAUGGCCGGUGGCGCGCUUCAUGUGGCCAACGUCGGGGACUCGCGCGCCAUGGCCGGGGUCUGGCGCGACGGCCGCGUCGCCGCCUACGAGCUGUCGUGGGACCAGGCACCGUUCCGCGCCGACGAGCGUGCGCUCGUCAUGUCCGUCGAGCAGGUGGAGGGCGUCCACGACCCCGGCCGAGGGCUAGCUCGCCUACGAGGGGUACCCCGCCUCGCGUCUGUGCUCGGCCCGCGAUGGGCUCUACCCGGGCACGACCUUCACGCACAUUCUCGGCGACCUCCCCGCCGAGGGCGUCGGGGUCGACCCUGAGGUGAACGCCGUGGAGAUCACCCCAGCCCACCUCUUCUUCGUCGUCACAAGCGAUGGCGUGUUCGAGUUCCUCUCCAGCCAAGAAGUCGUCAACAUGCAUAAAUAGACGGUGCAGAAUGUCCGCCCAACCUCGCCGUAUUUGGGUAAGCAGAAUUUGUUCUCUACGCCUACAAGGUGUUUGAUGAAAAUCACAGAAGGCUGGCAGGGGAGGAUUGGUCUAUGAGCUUUGAUAAGGCUGCUCACCAAUGAGCUGGACGUGUUUUUGUCCUGGGUACUUGCAUGAUGGAAGAAGAAAUUGGGUAUUCCUAAAUGUGCUACUGCAGAUCAAAGGUGAAUUCAUCCCAUUUUCUUACUUCAAUCUCAGGUUAUGUGAGGAGGUUGGCGGCUUAAUUGACCCAGGUUUUGUAACAUAUCAAUGGCAGAUUUGAUUUUGUCUUGGGAGUAACAAGGAAGAAGGGUCAGUUUAUGUUCUGGACUAAUCACAAAAAAGGAUGCCACUGAAUAUAUUUGACCUGAUGUGAGGAAAAGGCAGAUUUGAUUUUGUCUUGGGAGUAACAAGGAAGAAGGGUCAGUUUAUAUUCUGGACUAAUCACAAAAAAGGAUGCCACUGAAAAUAUUUGACCUGAUGUGAGGAAAAGAGAGCAUUUGUACUGGUGGGUUUGAUUUGUUAAUCCAGUGGGGUACAGCCUGGUGGAACCAUGCAAAUGACGAUCUUCGUUUCUCAGGCUGUAUUAGCGCUUAGCAAACUUCUUUGUGCCGCCGCCUGCGCUUUCCCCUUCCAUCUCCGCCGCCUCGUCUCCUCCUUCACCACCACCCCCUCCCCUGCCUCCGUACCCCAAGAUGGAGGAGCUCCCCAAGGCCAUUGUGUGGCUGCUGCUCAAGGACAAGCUCGCCCGGGUCACCGUGGCCGGCGCCGGCGAAGGUGUCAUGAACAAGGACACCAUGGCCGCCUUCACCGAAAGCGCCCGCAUCUUCAUCCACUGCCUCUCCACCACAUUGGUUGAUGCAAAAACUGCAACUGGAGGCCUUGUUGUUUGGACCCAAAUGACAUCUCUAGGUGACUGUACACAAAUGCGUCUUUAACUUUUACAUCCAGGUUUUAGAAUUCAUCGAAGAUUGCAGGGUAACUAAUUGCACCUUAUGGAGAAGGAGCAGGCCGUGGAGGAGUGCAUGUAGCAGGUUCCCGGUGACUGCAAAUCUGAAAUUGAAGAUAGGGCAGAUUGUAUUGGUUCUGCUUGCUUGCAGAACUUGUGGUAUGCUGGCCAUGGAGUAGUCAGACCCUGCCAAGAAAGAGGAGCAGGAGAUGAGGAGCGCAACAUUUAGUGUACAAUGGUGCAUGAUAUGGCAGUUAGGAUCAGGACACGAGGAACACGACACUGGGUGUAUGAAAGAUUAGUAGGAAGAAUGUUAAUCACAGUGUGAAAAGAAAAUGCGAGCUCGGCUGAUGUAUUGCGUACUAUUUGGCUGAGUUGUUUUGUCCUAAAGAUACAAUUAAGCUGAAGAAUCCUUUUUGUAUGGAAAUUCACUAUGGAAAUCGAAACAAUGGUACUCUGCACAACCGUUUACUUUCUUGCAUCGGUUCUUCAUUCUGUAAGUGAAACCUUUUCUAUUUGGUAAAAUAAGAGUGAGCUCAUGCUUGAACUUCCACCAUGUAUGUUAAACACUUGGAUGCUGUAUCAACCCAGUAAUCCUCUGAUCCUUCAUUGUUUUCCCUUGCA